Messenger RNA from Daldinia caldariorum, 1618 nucleotides. RefSeq lists its product as uncharacterized. Lineage: Eukaryota; Fungi; Ascomycota; Sordariomycetes; Xylariales; Hypoxylaceae. The transcript is spliced from 3 exons. The coding region runs from base 345 to 1598 and encodes 417 amino acids. The record is from RefSeq and is a predicted model, not a curated record.
GUAUAACUUAGGUACCUAACCUAACCUAUAAACACCCUCGCCUUUACCUGCCUUAGGUACUUACCACAGUCAUCGUACUUGCUUUAAAUGAGGUACGUGCCUGCCUCCUAGGUAAUAUAAUACAUGGAACUAGGCAAAAUUGUUAGAGGCAUUUGCCUUUACCUAAUGUAAUAGUAAGGUACCAACUUUUAUACCUUUUAUACAGGCACUGAACUUCCAAAUUUAUCUAAACCCUCUUAACCCUCUUGGCCAUAAAAAAAUGCUAUACCAUCGUCCAUAUUAAAACGUUAGGUUAGGUACCAAAUUUUUACCAAUUUGAUUACAAGACAGACGCACCACCAAUAAUGUCUACUGACGGUUCUGAGGAUAAUCUCCGUGUGCAGAUUCCACGGGAAACCUUCAGAGGACAGGACCAUCGUCGCCAUCCAAUUAUAGCAUGGCUGCUAGGCUUCAGGACUACUGUCUCGCCGCUGAGAGUCCACGAGACCGGCUAUGUAUUUUGUCCGCGAAAGUUUAGAAAAACAUUUUAUAGGCUUCUCCUGAUCCUUGCCAUGAUCGUUUUAUAUUGCCUCUUCUUUGACGAAAACCCUCACGUCUCCAAUCCGGAUUUACGGGCGAGAGGUCCCGUAGAUGCUAAUACACUGCGUCAAUAUAAGCAUUACGGACCGGACUGUAAUAUUUCCUCCUUGGACCUUUAUUUACCUACCGGAUCCCCUUGCCCGGACAAGAACUCGAUCCUGACGGCUAUGUCCUCUGGUGGCCGGGCUGGUAAGGAUGCACCCUACACCUCGCGGGGGUGCGACAUGCGCUGGUUUACCUCAUGGGAAGCGUGCGCUAUCCUGGGUCGAUAUUCCCAAGUUAUCCUCGUCGGAGACUCUAUGCUGAGGCACGUCAUUGGCGCCCUAAAUAUCAUAAUUCGAGAGGACCUGGGAUACGGCGGCGUCACCGAUUGGAACUUCGACGAGGAAGAAAAACGCAACUGCUUCUGUAAUGGGCAAUUCGACGUCCGCGAUUGCUCGGUCCAGGGCAUUUUCAGCACGGCGGAUGUCAUUCGGCAUGACCCCGUAAGCCUCACGUGUCCAACGCGGAUACCGGAAUGGGACACAGAUUUACGGAUUGAGCAAAUUGUGCGAUAUCCCAUUCCAGAGGAAGAACAUCGACGGCUAGAAAAGGCGAUUGAUCCUAAUCCCUCACAGCGGAAGGCUUUUAUCCUUGGUCACGGGCUCUGGAAUAAUCUGGAGAUAGAUCAAGCAUUGAACUGGCUAGAUCUAGUACUAGAUACGAUCCAAUCGAAGACGAGCACCGGUACGCGACAGCGGGGACCGAACUCCAGAGGAAAUUCGCCGGUCCUCUUGAUCACGCCAAACGCGGCGGGAGAAAAGAAGCCGGAUGAGUGGAUUGUUAGUCAAGGUAAUAAAGCCCUUGUGAAGUUUGAGCACGAGAUGGCAGCCCAGGCGGCCAAGAGAGGAAUCGACCACCUCGGGACGUGGAACAUGAGCAUCCAAGCAACCCUAUACGACGGCGUGCAUAUGGACAUGCGAGGGAACCUACUGAAGGCGCAGAUGGUAUUAAACUGGCUGGAUCUAUUGGACGCGUGAGGCGGUGCCACUUAUAGGUG